GUCUGAUGACAACGCCGGCAGUAACAUGUCAGCAGCUGUUAUCCCCCCUCAGCUGUACAACUGGCUGCCCCCUGAACUUAUUUGGCAACAUGUGGGCACUGUACGAUCAGAUAUUUACAGCCUCUGUACCAUCAUUCAGGAGAUCCACACAGAGAUACUGCCCUGGUGUGGCCUGGAUGGGCUGAUGGUGAAAGAGUUGAUGCUGUCAGGUCGAUCACUGACCCUCGAUCCCCGCCUUCCCCCUGCCUUUCAUGGCAUCGUGCAGACUGGUCUCUGUUUGAGACAGCGUGAUCGUACCCUCAACUUGCAAGAUAUCCGCUACAUACUCCGCACACAGCUCCAGGGCCUGGGGCUGAGUCUGGAAGCUGGAGUCUGCAGAACGAGCCUGAGCUGUGGGUCAGGAGUUGUCAGGCUGGGCAGUAAGCAGGAUCGAAUGUCUCCAGAGCUUCGGGAAAAGCCCCUGGACUGUGUCGAUGGACUGGACCCCAGGCACCUCUCCUGCCAGUCAGCGGAGGCACCCCUGGACAGUCGUCAGAGUGACGGUGUGUGUUACUAUGAGGUAGAUCACAGCUCCAGUCAGAGUUACCACUCUACAGUGAGUCAGGAAGCUGCUGGUCAGGAUGCUACGGGACUCCCAGCAGCAGCUUGUGCAGACACUCCAGCCCACACGGCCCAGCACAACAGGGAGACUCGGGCAAAGCUUGUGCAGCGAGAUUCAGGCAGUAACCCGACGGGAGAGGGAGCGAGCAUGUGCCCAGUUGAGGAACUGGAGAGGAUGAGGACCAGCUCUGUGAGGUUGAGUGGGGCUCCAGACCGUGAGCUGUGUGCCCCGGUGUUUUUGGAAGAUAGCAGCAAGGAGCAGCGAGCACAGAGCCACGGGGAGAGAGUGAGAGUUUACAGUGUGCGGUACGGCCGGGAGAUCGACCUGGAGUCAAACAGCAGCCUACUCCUGGAGUCUGUCAGUGAAGACACGCCCCCAGAUCAGGAGGCAGGACCAGAACAUCUCACAGCUACCCAAGAGAGAGUGCAACACAGAAUCAUGGCUGGUGCCCUCCGCCCACCCUCCCCUGGCUCCUCCAUGACCCAGUGCCCUCAGGCCCCCUUCCUGCACUGUGCCACCAGCAUCCAGGAGUCUGCCAGCCUGCUGGAGUGGGCCAACAGCUCCCUUCAGCGUAUGGAGAGGCGAUUCAUCAACAGUAUACAGGCACUGGAACGGUUCGCAGACAGCCCAGAGCACAGACAGGAGUGGGAGCAUGGACUCGAGCUGGAGGGGGAGCAGGAAAAGGAAUGGCUCCAGGAACAGGAGUGGGAGCAGCUUCAACAAGUUACACAGCAGCAGUCGGGUAAAACUGCAGGUGAAAGCCAUUGUUGUGUCCGAUCUCAGGAGCUGGGAAGUGACACGUCUGCUCCAACGUGGUCCAUGAUAUCGGGCAGCACAGAUGAUCUGAACCACUCGGACGUGGAAGCACAGCGGGGAGCUGGUGCCUGUCAGCUUCUCGAAGGUUGGUACAGCUGCUGCUCAGACCAGACCCUGUACCCUCCAGGAGGCAACCCUGAAAC
Molecule: messenger RNA, 1560 nt
Organism: Rhincodon typus (whale shark)
Lineage: Eukaryota; Metazoa; Chordata; Chondrichthyes; Orectolobiformes; Rhincodontidae
Product: inactive serine/threonine-protein kinase TEX14-like
Exons: 8
Biological process (GO): intercellular bridge organization; mitotic sister chromatid separation; attachment of spindle microtubules to kinetochore
Cellular component (GO): kinetochore; intercellular bridge; midbody
Source: RefSeq, a predicted model, not a curated record